This is a messenger RNA of Corticium candelabrum, 1231 nucleotides long. RefSeq lists its product as uncharacterized. The transcript has a single exon. The coding region runs from base 59 to 1231 and encodes 390 amino acids. NCBI's taxonomy places the organism in Eukaryota, Metazoa, Porifera, Homoscleromorpha, Homosclerophorida, Plakinidae. The record is from RefSeq and is a predicted model, not a curated record.
AACACAGGUCUUCCGGAACGCCGAAGAGUCCUAAGUCUUUUCUACUAGAGACCACGUGAUGCGCGUACUCUGCUUCUAUUUCUUCUUAGUCUUGUGUAUGGGAUGUUUGCUUUUGUUUUUCUAUCUAUUGGACUCUUUGCGGAUUGAACAUUACGUUCGAUGGUCUAGCCCUGUUUCUAACUUCUCAGACAGAGCUGUGUAUGAUACUAGAGACAUAUGUUAUCUGUUCUCGGACGGAUCACUCAAACUGACAAAGAAGCUUAGUAAUCAGAUCAGAGUCAACGGCAAGAAGGAUGUGACACUGGCUGAGUUGAAUGGUCAAUCGGUAGUAGUGAAAACUGCUCCUCUGUUUGUUGUUCGAGUAGAAGAUGUCUUUCAAAACAAGAAAAUAACCGUAGGUAGUCGUUGGAUCAAAGAGGAGACAAUUGACACAUUGCUGUGGCCGGAAUUAGAGACAGUGAAUGGAUUUUCUAGACAAAGUUUCGAGUCGAUGAAGAGAAAGAGCGACACAACGAAUGAUCAUCUGUUUGAUAAAAACGAAAUGGGAACUUUGAUAAAUGAUGUAGUUGGUAUGAUGAAUAGGAAACCUUCACAAGAAAUUUGGUAUCAUCUGAGGUUGCCACACGCAUCAUUUCUGCCCAAAUAUUUUGGCAAAUGCAAUCGAUCACAUGUUGUUGAGUAUCUCCAGAAUGGAGACCUUCAACAAUUUGUGAGAGAAACACUGACCGAUAAGAAAGCUAACAGAACAAUGUUCAACAUUUGGAGAAAUAUCAUUGUUCGUGUUAUCAGGCUUGUCCAUCAAUUGGAUGACACAGAGCUGGGGUCUCUUUACUUUUGUGAUGCACAGGCACAGAAUUUUGGUCUCACUAUCAACUGGGAGGUUAAGCUCCUUGAUGUAGACAGCUUGUUUGCAAAGAAACAUGUUGCAUUGGCGACGAACUCAUCGUGCAGUGAUAAACAUGCUCUUUGUGGGUUGCAACAUUGCCAUACAAACUGUAAUAUCAAGACAUGGAGAUGCAAUCCUAUACAGAAUGAUUAUAACUAUUGGGCACUUUGUGAAAUGGUCUUUGAUGAAGGCAAGCUAAUAAAGGAAAGGACAGAAAUGAAGGAACACUUGACUCAAGAAAAGUUUGACUAUCUACAAAAGUUGGUCAACAAGUGUGUAAUAAGCAAACAUGAUGCAACUAACAUUGUCCAUCAAAUUCAAAUACUAUUAGAAAAUGUAACAUAA